Messenger RNA from Aedes aegypti (yellow fever mosquito), 2452 nucleotides. RefSeq lists its product as uncharacterized. The record is from RefSeq and is a predicted model, not a curated record. Lineage: Eukaryota; Metazoa; Arthropoda; Insecta; Diptera; Culicidae. The transcript has 3 exons. The coding region runs from base 241 to 1113 and encodes 290 amino acids.
UUUUUGUUGGUCCUAUAUAAGGGGUUACAAUAUUGAGAUAGGAGUACAAUUCAUUAACGAUCGUUGAAGUAUAACGAACUCUCCUUCGCAGAGUGAUCAUCAUCAGAGCAGCCCACAGUAGGAGUGCCUUGAGUGCCGUGACUUGUUCUAAAAGAACUUUAUCGUUUCGAACGCAAGAAAAAAAUUUCGAACGCAGUGUUUUGUGAUACAGUGUUAUCUCGAAGCAAGAACAGCCAGAUCAUGAAAGUGUUUAUCGCCGUAUUCGCCCUACUAGUGGCCAGUGCCGUGGCUGCCCCAGCCCCGGCUGAGGAAUCCUCCAGCUCCAGUGGCCUGGGAAUGGCCCUUCGGUACUUCGGAAGCUGUCUGGAGUCCGACGAAAUGGGAACCUGCUUUGCCGUGAAAGGAAUUACCGCUCUGAACCGUGCUGCCCGUGCCAACAACAUCGAAAUCGUGCCCGGUGUUACUUUCUCAAGAGACCCAACUGUCCCGGUUGAACGCAUGGGCAAGUCCGUGUCCGAAAACGAAAUCAUCAGCACCCUGCCCGCCACCGCCGAAGACAAGAGCGACGCCCUGUUCGACAUGGCCGUCGACUCUGCCAAGCGUCUGUUCACUGCCCGCUCCAUCCAGUUCAAGCUGCCAGAGGAAGCCCAGGAAUCCAUUGCCCGUUCUAUCGAAGAAGGUAGACUGCUGAAGAAAGGUAAGAAGCUGAAGAAGGUUCUGGGCCCACUUGUCCUGGCUGUCGGAGGAAAGCUGUUCGCCCUGCUGCCCCUGCUCCUCGGAGGAGUUGCUCUGUUGGCAUUCAAGGCUCUGCUCGUCUCUAAGGUUGCCCUGGUUCUGGCUGUCGUCCUCGCCGCCAAGAAAUUCCUCGGAGGAGCUGUUGAAGGUGCCGGAACUCUGGGUCUUCUGUCCAAGGCUGUCGGAGGUGCUGCUGCUGCUGGUGCUGGUGCUCUGGGAGCUGGUGCCCUGGCUGGAGGUGCUGGUGGAGCCACUGGUGGAUGGUCGUCUGGAGCCGGUGCUCAGGGAUGGUCUCAAGGAAGCGCUCAGUAUCCUUAUGCCCGUAGCUACGAUACCGCUCAAGACCUCGCCUACAGCGCCCAGGCCCCCAAGGCGUAAAUCACCUCUUCCGCACCCUUACACCCCGAAACGAAACCAUAUUAGGCUAGGAAACUUCCUCCUACAAACCUCUAAGCACCAUCUAUGGCUCCUGUAACUACUACUCUAGUCUUCGUGCCGACCCCCACACUGUCCUGGGGAAUCAUCUUGGGCCCCCUACACAACCCACCCCUUCCAGCUUUAGUCUACACCUGUCCACCUGGCACCGAAACGUGCACCCCUCAAUCUAGUCUCUAACCAACAAUUUCCAAUGGAAGUCAGAAAGCGAGACAACGCAUCGUUGACGAGUCUACCAGCGCAAUCCGUCCAGAUCCGGAGAAUCGAGGUCUCCUCUACCGUCUACGCUCCUAUCAACACGCACCGCACCUGCCAUAAUUAUACGACACGCCAGAUCGUGACGAAAACCGAUCCAUUCACCGACGUCUAAUCUUUCACCAAAACACACCUCUUCCUAUCUCUUCAACCGCCACCCAUCCCGCCAAACAAACAAUUACAGCCCAUCAGUCGCGAAGAGUGUAGCAAGAGAGUUCUCUCCGAUUCGAUCCGAGAUCGGGUAUCAUCACCAUGAUCGCCAAACUGCGCGCAUCGAUUUGCUGAUGAUAGGCGAUGGGACAUCCACAAUACAGCAACGAUCAAUAACCCCCUCGUUCUCGCUGUGUUGCCCGCCUGCCCGCCAAUUUGUACAUACACAAAUACAAAAUCAUCUUUAGGGAAACGAAAGUUUAGCACAUGAGAGAAUUUGCACCGAGCGAGCGAGCAAGCGAGUGCGCACUGAAGCGAGCCGAAUCUCAACCCCGAUGAUCAUCGCUCAAUGACUUUCCGUUCUGCUACCGAUCUAUUCGUUAUUUAGUCGCGACCGACGUCUUUCAACUAACUCUUCCCUUCCGUUCUCCAAAAACAAAUCUUAAGUAGUGUUUAUUAGUGAUUAGUAAUUUAUUGCCCCCCGCCCCCUCAAAAGUGAAGAAAAUCCAAGAGCGACCACACGUGUAAUUAAUUUAUUUUAUUUAUGAAACUGUAAUUUAACGCCGUCCCCGAAAACAGCGAAGAGUAAAUCACAACGCGCUUGUCAGAAUUUUCCGGAAACAAAAAGUUCAAAUCCCAAUCACUUUUUUUAUUUCGUUUAGUUUUGUCCAAUGUACAAUAACAAAUUGCAAAUAGUUAAAAAGAUACCCCUCCCCCGCCACCUCUUUUAAAACAAAGACGAACUGAAAUGCUGCAAUAGUCAUAAGGAGCAUGCGAAUGCUUACUACAAGAGAUGCAACCCCACAAACUUUACGCUAAGGUAUUAAGUGAAUAAAGAGACAGAGAAGAUUCGAUUUGAAAAGAGAGAGAUUUAAAA